Leptosia nina is the source of this 1923-nucleotide messenger RNA. The record is from the annotation of a GenBank genome assembly. NCBI's taxonomy places the organism in Eukaryota, Metazoa, Arthropoda, Insecta, Lepidoptera, Pieridae.
AUGAGUUUAGAAACGAGGAACAAGAAAGUCGCGGAGACGUUCGAGAAAUAUAAUAUUGGACAGUGGGGCAAUGGGAGCCUCUCAAGAUCGUGCGCACAAGUAGCAACUAACGUAGUCGAGCAAAAACACCAGGUGUCCAGAGCGAAGCGGAGUAAGGCUUUCGGCAGCAAAGCCUUCAGGGGCAGCACAGUAUGGUUCACGGGGCUCAGCGGGGCAGGGAAAACAAGUAUCGCGUUUGCGUUGGAGGCUUAUCUCGUUUCUAAAGGUAUUCCCGCGUACGGCCUGGACGGUGACAACGUCCGUACCGGUCUCAACAAGAACCUCGGCUUCAGCAAGGAAGAUAGGGAAGAGAACAUCAGAAGAGUAGCGGAAGUAGCCAAGCUGUUCGCCGAUAGUGGAGUCGUGUGCCUUUGCAGUUUUGUUUCGCCUUUCGCAGAGGACAGAGAGAUAGCGCGCCGCAUCCACACGGAUUCUGGUCUACCCUUCUUUGAAGUUUUUAUUGACACACCGCUAGAAGUUUGCGAACAGCGCGAUGUCAAAGGUCUCUACAAGAAGGCUAGAGAGGGACAGAUUAAGGGAUUCACAGGUAUCACCCAAGAGUAUGAAAGACCAGAUCAGCCAGAAUUGGUCAUCGAGACAGUUGGUCGCUCUAUAGAAGAGUCUACCAUGGAAGUUAUUAAACUUCUCGAAUCACAGGGUAUUAUACCCCACUAUGAAAGUGUGUCUGGUGCGAACGAAUUAUUUAUAUAUGGCAAUCGUCUCAGCUGUGCCAUCGAAGAAGCAACAAGAUUACCACAGAUACAUUUAACCAAACUAGACUUGCAGUGGGUACAAGUACUCUCCGAAGGCUGGGCAUAUCCCUUAAAAGGAUUUAUGAGAGAAACGGAAUAUUUACAAUCACUCCACUCCAAUUGUCUCACUCUACCCGAUGGUACGAUCGUCAACCAAUCUGUGCCGGUGGUGUUGCCAGUUAAGACUGAUGAUAAGGAGCGUUUGACUGGUUCCACUGCGAUCGCACUCGUGUAUGAAGGCAAGACGGUCGCUAUUUUGAGGGAACCGGAAUUCUACCCUCACAGGAAACAAGAGAGAUGUUCAAGGCAGUUUGGCAUCUUUCACACUGGUCAUCCUUAUAUUCAGAUGAUUGAAGAGUCUGGCGACUGGCUGGUUGGUGGAGCUCUGGAGGUGUUUGAGAGGAUCUGCUGGAACGACGGAUUAGACGCGUUCCGUCUAACUCCAAACGAACUUAAAGAAAAAUUUGAUGAUCUGGGAGCUGACGCUGUCUUCGCAUUCCAGUUACGUAACCCUAUCCACAAUGGUCACGCAUUGUUGAUGCAAGACACGCAACGUCAACUGACCGAGAGGGGAUAUAAGAAGCCGGUUUUACUUCUUCAUCCAUUAGGUGGCUGGACGAAGGAUGAUGAUGUACCGCUAGAAGUGAGAAUAAACCAGCACAAGGCUGUGCUGAAUGAAGGAGUAUUGGAUCCGAAUUCGACUGUGCUGGCCAUUUUCCCUUCACCCAUGAUGUACGCUGGACCCACUGAGGUGCAAUGGCACGCCAAGUGCCGUAUGAAUGCGGGGGCGAACCACUACAUUGUGGGCCGUGACCCGGCCGGGUUGCCCCAUCCGGAUGGAAGUGGCGACCUUUAUGACGCGAGACAUGGCGGUAUGGUACUCAAAAUGGCGCCCGGCUUGAACGACCUUGAGAUUAUUCCAUUCCGUGUGGCUGCGUAUGAUGCAUCUGCUGGUAAGAUGGCCUUCUUCGAUCCUACAAGAAAAGAAGAUUUUGACUUCAUUUCCGGAACUAGAAUGAGAGGUCUAGCCAGAACAGGCAAGGAACCACCAAAAGGCUUCAUGGCACCAUCUGCUUGGAAAAUCCUCUCAGAGUACUACCAGUCACUCAAAGCGAAGAUGGACACAAACUGA